Ailuropoda melanoleuca (giant panda) is the source of this 2131-nucleotide messenger RNA. It is a transcript of the gene TRABD2A, whose product is annotated as TraB domain containing 2A. Lineage: Eukaryota; Metazoa; Chordata; Mammalia; Carnivora; Ursidae. Gene Ontology annotation, cellular component: membrane. Gene Ontology annotation, biological process: negative regulation of Wnt signaling pathway. The record is from RefSeq and is a predicted model, not a curated record. Gene Ontology annotation, molecular function: metalloendopeptidase activity.
CCUUUCUGUUCCUUUCAGCAAAGUGAAUUGAAUUCCUUCUUGUGGACCAUAAAGCGAGAUCCGCCGUCUUACUUCUUUGGCACGAUCCACGUUCCAUACACUCGGGUUUGGGACUUCAUCCCGGACAACUCCAAGGAGGCUUUUCAGCAGAGCAGCAUUGUGUACUUCGAGCUGGACCUCACCAACCCCUACACUAUCACAGCCCUCGCCCGCUGUCAGAUGCUGCCACAGGGAGAGAACCUGCAAGACGUGCUCCCCAGGGACAUCUACUGUCGCCUUAAGCGCCACCUAGAGUAUGUCAAGCUCAUGAUGCCCUCGUGGAUGACCCCAGACCAGCGUGGCAAAGGUCUCUAUGCCGACUACCUCUUCAAUGCCAUUGCAGGGAACUGGGAGCGCAAGAGGCCCAUCUGGAUCAUGCUCAUGGUCAACUCCCUGACGGAAGUGGUCAUUAAGUCCCGUGGGGUGCCUGUCUUAGACCUGUACCUUGCACAGGAGGCCGAGCGGCUGAGGAAGCAGACUGGGGCCAUGGAAAAGGUGGAAGAGCAGUGCCAUCCACUGAAUGGGCUGAACUUUUCACAGGUCAUCUUUGCUUUGAACCAGACCCUCCUGCAGCAGGAGAGCCUUCGAGCAGGCCGCCUUCAGAUCCCCUACACGACGGAGGAUCUCAUCAAACACUAUAACUGUGGGGACCUCAGCUCCGUCAUCUUCAGCCAUGACAGCUCCCAGGUUCCCAAUUUUAUUAAUGCCACGCUGCCACCUCAGGAGCGUGUCACUGCCCAGGAGAUCGACAGCUACUUCCGCCAGGAGCUUAUCUACAAGCGGAACGAGAGAAUGGGGAAGCGAGUGAAGGCCCUUUUGGAAGAGUUCCCCGACAAAGGCUUUUUCUUUGCCUUUGGAGCUGGUCAUUUCAUGGGCAACAACACGGUGCUUGAUGUCCUGCGGCGCGAAGGCUAUGAGGUAGAGCACGUCCCUGCUGGACGAGCCGUCAACAAAGAGAAGAGUCAAAGUCCCUCGUCGGGGCCCACCUCCUCAGCCAUCUUUGCUCCGGAAGUGCCCGCUGGGGAAGCACUGGCACCGGAAGCUGCGUCUGCAGUGCACUCGCCAUUGCUUCCUCACGUGUCUCCGCCCGGCAGUGCCGACCUGGGUGGUGAGUCGGGGCGGAAGUUUCGGAAGAAGCGGAGGCGGCCGAGCCCACAGCGGAGGCAGCGGCUUCGGCAGUUCAGCGAUCUGUGGGUACGAUUGGAGGAGAGUGCUGUCGUCCCACAGCUCCAGGUCUCCGUUCUGGAUAGGUCCGUCUGUGCUGAGCAGCAGCUGCCUCACCGUGGGCAUCCCUCGCACAGCCAGAUGGUGGCCAGCAGUGCCUGUCUGUCUCUCUGGACUCCUGUGUUCUGGGUGCUGGUGCCAGCUUUCCAAGCAGAGACACCCCUCCUGUGAUGACUGGAGGAGCCAGGCCAAGCCCCUGACCCCUUGGACUUGAAGGAUGGCCAUUCCUGUACCCCACACUCUGGUCUGGCCUUGAUAGGCCCAACCCAGGAAGAGAGAGAAUAAAAUGCGGUGUUGGUUCUUCUCUUUCCAAAGGAAUGACUUUGGGUUAUCCAGCCGUGCUUGGGGCAGGUGUACAGUUUGGUAACAUAAUGAGUUGUAUGAAAAUAAUUAUAAAUGCAUUAUAUGAAAGUAAUUAAAUAUAUUUUCUGUGUAGACUUUUCCCCACCAUGUGUAUAUAUUAUGCAAACAACUUUGCUCACACCCUCUAAAUACUGUCAUUGCUUCACCCCCGGGCCCUGCUCCUGGCCUGCCUGCCACGUUGGAUCCUGACCCUGUUCUCCUUCCUGCUGCUCCUCUUCCUACUCAUUCCCGUUUCUGGAUUCAGGGGAGUCAGUAGGCCAUAGGACCUUUGUUUGCUCUUCUCUGUUCAAGGUCUGGUGACUAGGGUGCUUCCUGCACUCUGACAAGUGCUUUAAUUACGUACAAUGUAGGAGUGUCUCACCAACUGCUGAAGACUGGGUGAAUGGAUGGGCUUUGUCAAAGGUACGGUGUGAGAAAGUGGUUUCCAAACGCUCCCUCUUCCUGUCUUGUUAUUUAUUAUUUAUAUGUCUGUGUCUCUUACAAAUAAAAUCUUAUGGGAAAUCUA